Molecule: messenger RNA, 1612 nt
Organism: Panicum virgatum (switchgrass)
Lineage: Eukaryota; Viridiplantae; Streptophyta; Magnoliopsida; Poales; Poaceae
Product: acyl transferase 5-like
Exons: 2
Coding region: 143-1417 (424 amino acids)
Source: RefSeq, a predicted model, not a curated record
AAAGUCAAGCGAGAAAUAAACUGGACACCUCACCGGCCGCUGCGCCCCCUACCAAACCAAACUAAUCCCUUCUUCCCGCGAGCGUCUCCCCGGCGUACCCCCUCCGGAGAUCCACCCCGACUCGACCCGACCUGCCACGGCAAUGGCCGGCGCCGCUCCCACCGUCACCAAGUCCCCGCCGUCCCUGGUGCCGCCGGCGGGGCCCACCCCGGGCGGCUCCCUCCCGCUCUCCUCCAUCGACAAGACCGCCGCCGUCCGCGUCUCCGUCGACUUCAUCCAGGUCUUCCCGGCGCCUGGGGGCGGGGACCAGGCCUCCGCGAUCGCGACCAUGCGCGAGGGCUUCGCCAAGGCGCUCGUGCCGUACUACCCCGUCGCCGGCCGCAUCGCGGAGCCCGUCCCGGGGGAGCCCGAGAUCGAGUGCACCGGGGAAGGGGUGUGGUUCGUGGAGGCCGAGGCCAGCUGCUCCCUCGAGGAGGCGCGCAACCUCGAGCGCCCGCUGUGCAUCCCCAAGGAGGAGCUGCUCCCGCGCCCGCCGGCCGGGGUGCGCGUCGAGGACACCGUGCUGCUCGCGCAGGUUACAAAGUUCACAUGCGGUGGAUUCUCUGUGGGCAUUUGCUUCAGUCACUUAGUAUUUGAUGGGCAGGGCGCUGCCCAAUUUCUGAAAGCAGUUGGUGAGAUGGCUAGGGGCAUCCCUGAGCCAUCGAUCAAGCCUAUCUGGGCACGGGACGCCAUCCCCAACCCACCUAAGCCACCCCUUGGCCCGCCACCCUCAUUCACCGCAUUCAACUUUGAGAAAUCAGUGGUUGAGAUCUCUCUGGACAGCAUCAAACGUGUUAAAGACCAGGUUGCAAGUGAAACCAACCAGAAGUGCUCCACCUUUGAUGUGGUCACUGCCAUAAUCUUCAAAUGCCGCGCCUUGGCAGUCGACUUUGCACCUGAUGCCGAAGUUCGCCUAGGCUUUGCUGCCAGCACACGCCACCUGCUGAGCAAUGUGCUGCCUUCAGUCGAAGGCUACUAUGGCAACUGUGUGUACCCUGGUGGUCUCACCAAGACCAGCCAGGAGGUGAAGGAAGCUUCACUCGUGGAGAUCGUGACUGCAAUCAGGGAAGCCAAGGAAGCUCUAUCGUCGAGGUUCCUCGACUGGUUGAGCGGCGGUGCCAAGGAGAACCACUACAACGUGUCACUAGACUAUGGCACGCUUGUCGUCACUGACUGGAGCCACGUCGGGUUCAAUGAGGUGGACUAUGGGUUUGGCGAGCCGAGUUACGUGUUCACCCUGAACGACGACGUGAACAUCGUCCCCUCCGUUGUGUACCUGAAGCCGCCCAAGCCGAAGCAGGGCAUCAGGCUGGUCCUGCAGUGCGUGGAGGGGCAGCACUCCGCUGUGUUCAGCGAGGAGUUGCAGAAGCAUGCAUAGAGUGAGUGUGUCCUACUCCAUAGUUGGGAAUUGUUGUAUUUUGUUGUGACAUUGCUGCUUCCAGACUUGCUUGCAAUAAGACAGGGUUGAUCGUGUUUAUAAAUUGUACUAUUGUCGGAAAGUUACAUUAUACAUGUAUUCACAUUGAUGAAAGAAUAAUAGUGUUCCAUUUGAAGCAAAUUACAAAUUGAUUCA